Podarcis muralis (Common wall lizard) is the source of this 887-nucleotide messenger RNA. It is a transcript of the gene COX19, whose product is annotated as cytochrome c oxidase assembly factor COX19. Gene Ontology annotation, biological process: mitochondrial respiratory chain complex IV assembly. Gene Ontology annotation, cellular component: mitochondrial intermembrane space. The record is from RefSeq and is a predicted model, not a curated record. Lineage: Eukaryota; Metazoa; Chordata; Lepidosauria; Squamata; Lacertidae.
AGGAGGCGGGGCUAACUGCUCGGCUCCUCCCCGCCCGAUCAGCUCUGCUCUCGUUUCUUCUGGCCUGGCUCGGCGCUCCACUCCACAACCUGGGACUUGACAACACGGAGAUCCCGGAAGUGAGGCGAGGGUUCGGUCAGAGGCGCAGCGGCUGCGUCGCGUCCUCGGAGAGUCGUCGUCAUGUCUACGGCUAUGAACUUCGGGACGAAAAGCUUCAAGCCAAGGCCGCCGGACAAAGGCGCUUUCCCUCUGGAUCAUUUCGGUGAAUGUACAGCUUUCAAAGAAAAAUUCAUGAAGUGUCUGAGGGAGAACAGCUUUGAGAAUGCAUUGUGCAGACAGGAAUCAAAGGAAUAUUUAGAAUGCAGAAUGGAGAGACAACUUAUGGCCAAAGAACCACUGGCAAAAUUGGGAUUUAAAGACCUAAUAGAAGAAAAAUCAGAAACCCAACCGGAGACAUUGUGAUGAAGAUAAAGAGAAUCCUGACCUUCUCCUAUAGAAAGGAGCAAAUCUGCUGUGGUACAUAUUGUACAUUUCAGAUCCUAUCUUGAUAUGAAGUGCUCCUUGGAAGAAGCUGUUGCCAAGUAGAAGAUUUACAGUGCAAUCUUGUACACUUAUCUACUCAGCAGUAAAUCUCACUGAGUUUAAUAGGGCUUACUCCCAAGUAAAGGGAUCGGAUUGUUGUGAUGCUAUCCCCACCUAGUUGGUCCCAGUGAACUCAGUGUGUUUCCAUAUGAGGACAUGUAUGUGCUGUUAGUGUGGGAAAGGAAAUAUUCCUUGGAUAUUCAGAUUUGGACUACAAGCUCCCAGUACUUGCUCAUUGCACUGUGCAUUGGGGUCAGCUUCUCUUCUUACAAUUGGUAUAAAUAAUAAAUUAUUAUUAUAAAUUA